Benincasa hispida (wax gourd) is the source of this 528-nucleotide messenger RNA. RefSeq lists its product as uncharacterized. The record is from RefSeq and is a predicted model, not a curated record. Lineage: Eukaryota; Viridiplantae; Streptophyta; Magnoliopsida; Cucurbitales; Cucurbitaceae. Gene Ontology annotation, molecular function: nucleic acid binding.
AUGGAGUUAUUAGUAGCAGUAGAUGAUCGAGAACUAUUGACAUGGUAUGUUGAGGCUUCAUUAGUUAAGAGCUAUCAGACUACCACUGACACAUUGCCAUUUGAGGCCCUAUAUGGAAAGAGUUGCAAGUCGCUAGUAUGCCAAGGUGAGGUUGGUGAGAGUAAGUUGCUAGGUCCUAAGCUAGUGCAGACCACGAAUGAGGCAAUACAGAAGAUCAGAGCUCGUAUGCAACCAACUCAGAGUAGACAGAAAAGCUAUGCCGAUGUGAGACGUAAGGACUUGGAAUUUGAGAUUGGUGAUAAAGUAUUAUUGAGGGUGGCACGUAUUAUGAGGUAUGUGACAGAUCCAUUCUAUGUAGUUGACUUUGAGCCAUUGCAGUUGAAUGACAACUUGAGCUACGAGGAGAAGCCUGUAGAAUUUCUCGCCAGAGAGGUAAAGACAUUGCGCCCUAGGGAGAUUGCGCUUGUAAAAGUCCUGUGGAAAAUCACUAGUUCAAGGAGGCCACUUAAAAGUGAGAGAAUGAGAUGA